UGAGUACGUUUAAUUGAGGUACCAUAAUAAUUUCACCUUGACAAUCAUGAACACAAAACAAAUGCGUUUCAUUUGAAUUGGGACCGCCCUCUGCGCAUGUGCGAGUCAAGGCGCUCUGAGCCUCUGUUCGUCCCGGCUUUUGCAUCCCUCUCAUGCAACUUCUGGCGGCACUACAGCGGGAUACUGUACGCAAGGCACAGAUAACUCCUAGAAUCCACUCCUUGUUUCACCAGCUGUACCAAGGUACUUUAGGCAACCUCUCAGUGAUUGAUAAUGAAUGUGGAAGUGCAAAGAAUGCAGUGUAGAACUAGCUAGCAGGUAUUUGUUGCUGCAACAUUUCAGGCAGAUACAUGGGCAUUUAAGGGGCAAUUAUCGCUAUCCAUGUCCAUACACAGAUUGCCCUUGUACAUUUAAUAUAUGGAGUAAGCUUCUAAAUCACACAUACAAAAGUCAUGCUAGACAGCUAACUCCAAAGCCAUUAGAAGCAUAUACAUUCCAGUGUCAUGUGUGUUCAUGCAGAGAACUAGCAACAGAAAGAGAUUUUUUUCAACACCUAAAUGGACAUCUCAGGCAUAAUGAAACAGUUCCAUGUGUGUUUUUAGGCUGUAGAUUUAAAACCAACAUUUACAGUACAUUUAAUACACACAGAAACAGGAAACACAAACAGUAUUUGUUAAAAGACUUUCAAGCAAAUGUCAUCAGUACAAGCACUAAUUUUAAUCAAUUAGAUAAUUCUGCAGAUUGGCUAACAGAGCCCAGAGACACAGAGAGAACACUAAGUUGUGAUGAUGCUGCAGAGUUACACCUGCCAAAUUUUAUUGAAGAGAAAGUUGCAUGCAUUUUAUUGAAGUUGGAAAAUAUUGUUCAUGUUCCAAAGGUGGUUAUUGAUGAAGUCCUCUCUGAGCUUCACUAUAUAUUAUGCACACAAUCUUUGCCUUUGACAAAAGCUACAGUUUCUGAUGUAUUUCAAAGUCGUAAUCUACAAGUUGAAGAUUCAGUAGUUGAUGAGCUAUCCACUGUUAUAUGUAAAUCUAACCCAUUAGGCAUAGCUAUUGCAAAGGAUGGCCCUCUUGCUACUGCUUAUAAACGUACACAAUACUAUACCUCUCAUUUUAGUGUUGUUGAGCCAGUUGAGUACAUACUUGAUGCCCUGAGGAAGAGAACAUUUCAGUACAUCCCUCUAUUACAGUCUUUGCAGCAGUUGCUCUCUCAUAAAGGUGUUCUUGAUCAUCUUGAAACUCAGAGAAUACAAAACCAGCCAUUGUCUUGCUUCCAAGAGUACCGAACUGUAAGAGACGGUGAGUACUAUAAACAAAAUCCUUUUCUGUCUGGUGAAGGUUUUAGAAUAGCAGUUAAUCUUUAUGUUGAUGAUUUUGAGAUUUGUAACCCCCUGGGGACAUCUCGUAAAAAACACAAACUCUGUGGUGUCUACUGGGUUUUGGGUAAUUUGCCACCAGGUUCUCAUUCAAAACUAACCUCAAUCUAUUUAGCUGUUCUUUGCAAAUCUGAUGAUGUCAAGGCCUAUGGCUAUGAAAAAGUGUUAGAGCCUCUCUUGCAAGACUUGUACAUAUUAGAACAGCAUGGAGUCUUUAUUUCCCAGGUUGGUCAGUUUGUUAAAGGUUCUGUGCAGUGUGUGAUUGCUGACAAUCUUGGUGCCCAUGCGUUAGGUGGCUUUGUUGAGAGUUUUUCUGGUGGGUCGAUAUGCAGAUUUUGUACGGGAGAUAAAUCAGAAUUUCAAUCCAAGGAUGUGAAGUCUGGUGUUUUCCAACGUAGAACCAAAGAAACCCACAAUGUUCAUGUCCAGACUGCUCAGGAAAGAGCAGCUAUUUGCUAUGGUGUCAAAAAACAGUGUGUUUUAACAGAGCGCCUUUCUCAUUUUCAUGUAAGCUCUGGCUAUCCUCCUGAUAUUGUGCAUGACCUCUUCGAGGGUGUUGUUCCAGUCGAACUUGCACGCUGUAUUGGUUUAUUGAUCUCAAAAAAAUACUUCACUCUUGAGUCCCUUAACACAUUGAUCCAGAAAUUUCCAUACAAAUGGGGAGACAAAACCAAUCGCCCACAUCCCAUACCACGUUCUUUCACAUCUAGCAACACUAUAGGUGGCAAUGCACAUGAAAAUUGGACAUUGUUAAGAUUGCUUCCCUUUGUGAUUGGGCACAUUAUACCAGAGGAUGAACCAGCAUGGCUGGUGUUUCUGGAUCUUAAGGAUAUUGUUGAGUUGGUUGUGGCACCUGUACACACAGAGGAGACCAUUGCAUAUCUUGAAGCUAAGAUCUAUGAUCACAGACAACGCUAUCUUGAACUCUUUCCACAUGUUAAUCUCCUACCUAAACAUCACUAUUUAGAGCAUUAUCCACAAAUGAUUCGUUGCUUUGGACCUCUGGUAGCACUGUGGACAAUGAGGUUUGAGGCUAAACACAGCUUCUUCAAGCAGGUUGCUCGGCAUACAAGCUGCUUUAAAAAUAUAACUCGUUCACUGGCUAUUAAACAUCAGUUUAUGCUUGCCUAUUACACACAUCCCUCCACUCUCAAGAAAUCAUCCUUGGAGGUCACAGAUGUCUCAAUCAUGCCUGUUGAUGUCCUUAGUGAGGGAGUAAGAUCUAAACUGCAUCAGAGAUACCCAGAGGUGACUGAGGUCCAUAUGGCAAAACAUGUAUCUUGCAGUGGUAUACGUUACAGUAAGGGGAUGCUCAUUGUACACGGAUCUGUGGAUGGACUUCCAAAAUUUAACGAGAUAAUUCAACUGUGCAUUCUUAAGGAGAAGCUCUGUUUUCUAGUGAAAGAUGUUUGUGCUUGGUAUAGGGAACAUUAUGGUGGAUUUGAACUGUCUGCCUCACCCACUCGAGAGGUUGCCCUAAUUGAACUUGGUGAAUUGGAGGACUCAUAUCCCCUUGCAGAAUACACUGUAGGGGGCUUGCGCAUGGUAAUGCUGAAAAGGUUUGUCGUUGUUAAAGGUUAGUGACACUGUUGAAUCUAAAUAGCAGAGCCUGACUGAUACAUUGGUUUGCUGAUAUUAGCCUGAUCACAGACAUAUUGGUAUCAGUGUUGUCCAAUAUGUGCUGAUGUAAUUUUUGGAAAAGAACAUAAUGCAGAAAAAGAUGCAUUUCAGACAGUAAAGUUCAUUUUUAGGUAAUAAAAUAUUCUGUUUUCAUUUCAUAUCUUUGUCAUGUUUCAAGUGUUUGAUGACCAUAUUUGAAGAAUCAUUGCAAAAACUGUUUGUGGCUUUGGCCUUGCAAAUUGAGUAUCAGUCAGGCUUCACCAAAUAGUUGGGGCUUUGGAUGUCUGACUUUUGCAAAAUCUCAAACAGUUUUUAUUUCCUAUUAUAUAAUGCAUGUGUUUAUUUCUUGUUCUACUUCUCUCUGGUUUCAGAUCAGGAUUAAAGUUGUUCCAAUGGGAGAUCCAGCCGUUCUGCGGGUCAUCUUUGGAGAUGAAUCUGACUCACGAAAACUGCACCUGGUUUCCGGAAUUCCAGAAACAGUGGACGAACUACAUAAGAUGAUAAAGACAUGCUUUCAAUUGAAUGAGGACUUCCGGUUGCAGUACAUGGAUGCUGACUUUAGUGAGUUCAUGAACCUAACUUCAGUGUCUGAAAUCCAAAAUAAGAGCACACUCAAAGUAAUCUACACGCCUCUUGUCUCACCUGUGGAUCCCUACAUCACUUUGUACCCAGUAGACCAGUCUGAUGAGGUUUCAGUUACUUCUAGCCCAGAGGGUCUACCCUCUUCUUCGUCAGUAGCGUCAUCAAGCAGCAAUGAUACACUGUACACAUCAACCCCCCAUUCAUCCCCAGAAUGUCAGCUCUCGGGAUUGUCCGCCUGGCCCACAGUCUUUGUGGUCCCCAAAUUCAUCUACGAGGCUGAAUUUGAGCUACAGCAAAAGAAUUAUGAGUUUGAGACAAAUGGAACAUACUUCAACCCUGGCCCAAAGCUGAAAGGGGCCAUCCUUGAUGGUCUGGCUCAAGAAAUGAUGAAAUACACCAAAUAUCCAAAAGACUAUCAGUGUGAAGAGGUAGCAGCAGCUUUGACAAGGGCCCAUCCUUGUUUGGGGCAGCUAGGAUCCAAGACAGGAUUUUGGGGAUGGAAACAGUCAUUAAAAUAUAAAAUGCAAAAUUAUCGUACAAAGCUCGGGAGACUUGGACAUCCUGAAAUCCGUGUGAAUUCAUUGAAACACAAACGAGAAGGCCAAGGCAAAGCUGCAGCCAAUAUCAAGAAGCCAAGAAAAGCUGAAGUUAACUACAUUCCUCUGCACCCAAAAGGUGAAACUGCAGAGAGCUUGGAGAAUGAGAGAAUUGCUUUAUUGUCAGAACUGAAAAAGCGUGACAACGAAGCUGUGAUAAAAGCAAAAAUGGAAAAAACCUUCUCCCACAGACGCCUUGAGGUUGUGGAGCAGAGGCCUAUGAUAGGAGACUUCAAAAACAGAUGGCCUGCCUUGUUUGAGCAGAGUGAAGUAAAUGCAGAGUUCUUGCGGAUCACCACCAAGCCUUUGCAAUCAAAGUUCCUGUCACAGCUGGACCACUUUUCUGACAAGCUGAUACAGAUCUUCAAGAGCAAAGGAGGAGUGAAGGGGCAAAAGAUCAAGCAUAUUCUUGCAAUAAAAGACUCGUGCGAUGACAUCAACAUAAAGAGGGAGUGCAUCCUGCGAAGCCUUAUUGUCUAUGUCAACGAAGACCCAGAUGUGUUUUUCAAGGAAUAUUUGCCCUCUGCAGUUGAGGAUGCGGAGAUGGACAUCGCCACCACAGUCAUUGGGAUUUACACAAUUCGAAGAGAUGGACAUGAAGAGCCAGAGGAUGUGGGUGUUGUCAUUGAGGGCAUUAAAGUCCUCAACAAUGUAGGCAGUGUCAUCAUGGGGUUCAUCAUGCUGUUUGGGCUCAUUUAUGCCCUUGAUCUAGCCUUUCCAGAAAACCUCAAGUACACCUUCGAGUUUUUCCAGAAGAUCAUUAUGAACUUGGAUGGGCACAAGCUGAACGCAAAGAUACAGCAGCUGAAAAUCAAGCUCUUUUUAUAAGAAGCAAGCAAUAUGUGUCCACACAGUCACCAUGGGUGUUUUUUGUUGUUUUAAAAUCCUGUUAACCACUUGUGUAGAGCAUCUUGAAGAUUUGUUUGUUACUAUGGAUAGGCUGUGACCGGACUGAAUUAGCAUUUUGUUUCAGGCUCUGUUUUGUGCUGAUGCUAUAUGCAUGUUGUUCAUGUAUAUGUAUAUUUCUUAAUUAUCUGUUUGUAGGCAUCACAUAUUGCAGUUUAUGGUGACACUACAGUUGUCAUGUUUGGUCCAAGCUGGUUAUAACUUGGCUUAGCUUUUGACUCCACUAGAUUUCUAUGACAUUUCCAAGUACUAGUUACUUAGGUUGAAGCAGUUUUUAAGUCAACAGGUUAAUUUCUUUUCUUUUUUAAACUAUGAUAGGCUAUACACAUUGUUCAUCAACAGAGAAAAACAUUGCACUAAUCGAACGUACCUAGACUGCUUCCUGCAUUUUUGAACAGUUUGGUUUGACCUUGGUGGAAAAGUUUGCAUUUUUGUCUCAGGUGCUGUUUCGUAAUGCCACCAUUUGUGUGUUGUUUGUAUUAUAUGUAUAUUUCAUAUCUGAUCGAAGGAAUUACGUAUAGCAGUUAAUGGUAAAAGUUCAUAACUUACUUUAACUUUGUUGCUUGUUAUCUAGGCUGUUAAAGGCAGUGUAUUGACACAAGUCAUAAAGUUGUUGAGUUCAUGGAUCACUUUCAAAGAUCCAUUGACGGGUUGCAUGUUGAUGUUAUAUAUGUAUAUACAUAUUCAUUUAAAAUAAAAACACAUCAACCAGG
Messenger RNA from Scatophagus argus, 5792 nucleotides. RefSeq lists its product as uncharacterized. Lineage: Eukaryota; Metazoa; Chordata; Actinopteri; Scatophagidae. The record is from RefSeq and is a predicted model, not a curated record. Bases 3325 to 5001 code for a protein of 558 amino acids. The transcript has 6 exons.